GGAUUUGUCCAUUGAGGGCUGCAGUGCUCACUGAUGUUGACAAAGUUUUCUGAGUCCUUGGGGCAAAAAAAAGGGAAACUUCCUGGAAUUUUUGGAGGGGCGGGGUUCAUGCUCCACUCUCCUCUCCUGUGUAUCCCCCUCCACCCUCCGGGAUCCUGAUACGUGGCUGUUUGGGAACGCCGUGGUGUUGACCUGCAGUUAUCCUCUGCUCUGUUGGCUGCAGCAGCUAGCGGAUGAUCUCAGGUCGGCCCACAGCAGCAGCAGCAGCAGCAGCAGCUGGGAGUCUGUGAAACUCAGCGGCUCAAGCCUGCCUCUAUCAAGUCGGCCUGGAUGGCAGGGACACACUGGUGCACGGACUGCCGAAACCUCAAGGUAUGGAAACAUUUCAUCUCCCAACCAUGCUGUUUUUGUUUUUCUCUGUCCCUUUGCAGAUUUGUUUAGGGGGUUUCCGUUUGUUAGCACUGAUGUUAACUUAGUGACUCACUGUAGUUUGGCAGCAGCAGCAGCAGCGUUGAUUCGCAGUGAUUGUGUCUGGAGGAGCUAAUUUAGUUAGCACUGUGUCUACGCAGCUCUGGUAUGUGCCAGCUAACAUUAGCCUGCUAACUUUUACUCACAGACAUGUUAGUGAGCUAAGUCAGUCGAUUUCUACAGUUUGUUUUCCAUUUUAACGUGAAUUUGAUGGUUUGUGUUAUCGCAGUGCAGCUGUUUUACUCUGUCCCGUUAACGAGAAAACAGCAUGAGUGGAUGACUCAAAGUUUCUCACAGAAAGUCGCUGUUAAACUCCGUGACAAAAUAGAUGAUAGAGAAGUUGCAGGGAGGUUGUAUCUUCUCAAACUGGUUAUUUUAUCUAGAGAUACAUCUGUCGAGGGUUUAGGCAGAUGUUCAGAUGGAGCAGCUCAACAGUCUGGUAUUUGUGCAGAAAUCUUUUUCUUUAGUUCAGUCUGACUUUAGCUUUUCUAUAACCCAAGAAGACUAUCACCAAAAUUAGUAACACCAUCACUAUAACUCAAAAAAAUAUACCCAAGAAAAAGUACUUGUCAUCAAAAUAGCAGAAUAAAUGACAAAUUAAAGUAGUUUUAUUUUAUUUUGAUGUAUAUGCAAUAUCCAAAGGGAGGGAAAAAGUGUCAUGAGGGGACCAAAAUAACUGAAGUUAGGCAUUCAUGAUCAAAAAAUUCCUAAAAAAAAAAAAUAUAUAUAUAUAUAUAUAUAUAUAAACUGUAAACUUAGUUUCUUUUCUUCCCAUUCCUGGGACACACGAGUCUUCCCUGGUGAAGACUCAGGGUCCUUGGCGCAAUAACAGCUGCAGGAGAGAGAACCAAAAUAUGGCAGAUUUUCAGUGAGGAAAAAUGACCAGCGGACUAAAAUAUUUCCUAUCACUUUAUGAAUUCCCUCGAAAAUCACUACUUUGUGAUUGUUAUUCAUAACCACUGCGCUUAAUAAAGAGAGCAUGCAAAUUCCAGGACCACUCUUACUGACCUUAUUCCCUACGUGCAGCUAUCAAAUCCACCCAAACCUACUUUACCCUCUAUUACUACUGCCGGGUGAAAAUCACCCAAACACGCGCCUGUAGGAAAAAACGGGUUUUGGAUCAGGGAAACAAAUAUGCCUUCAAAGAUGUAAAAGGUAAUUAGGUAUGUGUACGUGUAUAUAGGUAUGGGUGUAUGUAUAUAUAAGGUCUUUGUCUCAGUAUUGAUGAUUUGUUACUUAUUCAUGUUAGACUUUGGAGCUUUGGCGACUUACUUUUUGGCGACUUGAGAAAUCCUAAAAUUCUAGAGACAUGUAAAAGGUCAACGAAUAGGACGGAAUGAGGCUAGGUACAAAUAAGCUAAAUAGCUUCUACCUACUUCUUUUCGAUCUCCAAAAAUAGGUGAAUUUCUUGUCUAAAAUUGUACUGCAUGUAUAUUUGAUCGAAUAAACAACAUCUCUCUCUCUCUCUCUCAAAGGCAAUGCUAAAACUACCCAGGGACCCAUGAUACUCAGACAAACCCAACAUAAUGAAAAUCACGUAAACAUGUUUGGUCGGGUGAAAGUCACCCUGUGAUAGUGUUCUAGGGUUAGAGAUACAUCUCUCAAAGGUUUGGGCAGAUGUCCAGAUGUAGCAGCUCAACAGUCUGGUAUUUGUGUAGAUAUCUUUUUCUUAUCCCUUUCCCUGACAGUGUGUCUGUAUUGGUCAUUAUGGUGAUUUAAUCAACAAAAAAUGCUUUAUUCAUUUUGAAUGUUGGAUGGUUGAGUUAAUAUUUCCUAUUGGGUGCUUAACAUGUUCAUGUGUUGUUUUGUUUUUUGUUUUUUAGAAAAAAAGAGAGAGCUUUUGCAGCUGGGAUGUUUUAUUAUCUGCAAGGGAAACUGAGUAUGUUUGGGUGACACACUGAGACAGACAUAACCAGCAGUUUGAAGGCCGCCUGUGGGUCAGGAUAAGGAAAUAGUGGCAAGAUUUAUUUUCUGUUUAUUCACAUCAGCUUGCCAAAUUAAACACCUCAGCAUUAUUUUGCACAUAUUGCUGGAGAGACUCGAUUGUUUGAGAGUUUUCUUUCCUUUGCAGCAUUUCUGGUUGACAGUGCUCUUCGGACCGUGGGACGGAUGAAAGGUGAAAGCUUUAGGAAGCCCAGCUGGGCUGUAGCUGCUCUCUUUAUCCCCAUUACCCUGCUGGUGCUGACCUCCAGGGGGGCCUUAAGCAGCCGUAAGAUGACACAAACAGUGAUGGGCCAUGCAACAGCCACGGCUGCAGGACCGGGCCCCAGCCUGAUAGAUGACCUCCCAGGCCUGCGGGUGUUAGCAGACUUCUUAUCCAGUGAGCAUGCUCAUGUGUGGCUCCUGUCCUUGGUGGGCUCAGUCGCUGUUGGCCUCAGUGGGAUUUUCCCGCUUCUUGUCAUUCCUAUCGAAGCUGGAGCGGCCUUAAAAACAGAAGGUGAGACAUGACAAUAUGCAACCUGAAACUACGAGUGGCCUUAUUGGCAGAUCACAGUAACGUGAUAUAAGAUAUGUUGUACAAUCAGAGCGGAGGAAGUGCUUUUCAAGUGAAAAAUUUCACUCCCAAGGGUCACUUAAGUAACUGCAAAACACUUUCUAUCCAUGACCUGUCACACAUUAGUUAAGGACAUGAUAUAAGUCUGACUGCCAGCAAAAUUUGUUAGAUUCUUUGCUGAGUAUUCAUGUCAAAAUGUCACUGUAAGUCUGAGAUCUCCUUCAUGAUUCUGGGGUUUCUAGUCCAGACUUUGUAGCAGGCUGUAGUGUUGGUUGAGUGAUCCUAGUACAGACACAGCAUUCACCAUUUUAAAGUUUUUGGAGUUUCUGUUAUGCUGGAAACACACAGACGUGUGUCUUGACCACAUUUCCUGCAUAGUUUCACCGGGGGAGAAAUUAAACAAAACACUAACGCUUCAGUAACUGGGCUAAGUUUAUGUAGGUCAGCCGGCGGCUUUGAGUAGCCACACCCACAGGAACGUGGCAUUCCAAAUAUAUUUUAGGAUGUGGGUUUGCAAGAGCAGUGCUAACCAAAGGUUAGUCAUUACCGAGGGGACUCCUCGAGCAGGAAAAAAAACAGGGAAACACAUGAGUAAUUACUGGAGAGUUUUAGUAGAAAAAGGCCAGACAAUUUAGUGAAUGUUUUUGUCACAUUUCGAGCUUUAAAGUCCAGAGCUGUGAUUUCAAAUCAGAACAGAACAAAAUCACAUGAUAUUAGUGAACAGUUCUUACUCUCUCAGAGCAAUGGAUGGAUGCCUGAUGAAACCAGAAGGCCUGUUUCCAUUUAUUCUGUGGCAAUAAUUAACAUUUGCAAGCAAACAUCAUGAUGUAAAGCAUGUCAUUUAACAGGGCAGAUGAAUAUAAGCAGAACAUAAAUACACCGGAGUCAAAGCUUUUUUUCCCCCCGUCUUCUCUUGAUGUUUUCUCAGCUGGGUGCCAGAAGCUGAAGCACCUCUUGAGCUUUGCAAUCGGUGGUCUCCUUGGUGAUGUAUUUCUCCAUCUCCUUCCUGAGGCGUGGACAGUCUCGGCAGGCUCUUCAGGUAGGAGUCCAAUAAUACACAAGUGCCUCGUCACUGUUUGGUCAUUAAUAUCAAGUAUUUAUCUUCUUUUGCCUGUUCUUUUUGCAACUUUCCAUGAGGACAAGAGACUUUUGAACAAGUCUGCUAACAUAAGGUUGUAUGAGGGAUAUUUUUAACGGGAACAGGCUGACCCUUGUGAGGUGAUUAUUUAAAAUUACCUGACAAGAUCAGAUGUAAACAUUAACGCAAACAAACGUCUAAAACCUCUGAGCAUAAAUAAUAAGAACAUGAGGAUUCAGACUUGAUGCUACCAUAGAAUUAUACAGAGUUGGUUUUCACACGUCUUUUCUGUCCGCAGAUGAAUUGCAGGUGUGCUAAUGUUGCAGGAUUAAAGGGAUAUUUCGGCGUAAAAUUAAGUUAGAGGCAAACACGCCGUAACACCCAGUUAGACACCCCGUCGAGAGAUUAAUGUGAGGUGAGUCCAUUAUCCCAGCGGGGUGACGCAGCUCAAUGAAGAACAUUUAUGAUCAUUUCUUUAUCAUUUCCUUGAAGUAAUAAUCAUCAUAAUAAUCAUUUUGCACUGAGGACGUGGUAGUUCUUCUGCCUUAGCGUCUCAGUCUGAUUGCAUUUCCAUGAAGAAAUGAUCACAAAUGUUCUUCCUUGAGCUGCGUCACCCCGCUGUAGUCCAUAAUGGACUAGCCUGAGGUCUCUGUAAAAACAAGCGGCUCCUGGAAGAGAGAGGGUGAGCUGUGUUUAGUCUCUUUGCUAAAGAAAUUAGGCAAAGUUAAAAAGAUGUUUGGUGGCUAGGACCCUAUAUGUCCUGUUGAUGAAGUUAGGUGCUGUUCUGAGUAUUAUUUGUGGCUAUAGAGUGGCGUUUUGGUUGAGCACGUGGCUCUCUGUACUGCUAUCGUGUGGUCGAUACAAAAGUUGGUAUAACUAGAGAAGCAAGCGGUCGGCUACAUUCAUCUCUCGAUGGGGAGUCUAACUCUGUGUUCCGGUGUGUUUGACCCUCAAUUAAUUUUACGCCAGAAUAUCCCUUUAAGACAAAGGGUGGUCCGUUUUUCAAAUACAUGCUUCAAAUACAAUACAUCAAGUUCAUGUCUUUCAUUUCAUUCACAAGGAAACUAGUUUCUUUUGAGUAACUUCACUUUAUUAUAUAAACAGGAUUAUUCAGUUCAAACUCUUUCCUUCAUUUUUUAAAAAAUCCCAGAUUGUAUUUCACUCUAUUGUAUCAUCAGUGUGAAUUUGCCUUUGCUGCUAGUGAGUGUAACAACAGUAAAUCAGUAAAUCUCAGAUCUGUAAUUCUUCAGAUUUUAUAUCAUAUCAAAACUGUUAAUAAUCCAUUACAUUGUUUUUAAAUUGUUAGUAUUGGAUUUUCUUUACAACUCUGUGUUGCUGCUCUUCGGUUCAGUUGUUAUCAACAGUGUUGUUUGUUGUACCAACACUCACUCAGCUCAGUUCUCACUCACCAGACCUUGUCUCUCAGUCUAACAAACAGUCUGUAUGCUUCCAUCCCAGCUUGUAAACAAAACCACUACAUGACCCAGGGCCUCUGGGUCAUCGUUGGCUUACUGGCCUUCCUUGUCCUGGAGAAGAUGUUUCCAGACCAAGACAGCCCAGAGGAUCCCACCUCAGACUCAGACCUGAACUUUAACACACAUGUAAGUAUCCAAGCUGGAAUAGAGGGUAGGAUAUUUUCACUCCUGCUAAUAGAGUCUCACUGCACAUGGACGUGUCAACACAGGUCUUUAAAAGUCCUGGUUUUUAGGUGUGGGCUUCUUGUUGUGCUUCGUCUGCAUUUUUCUCCCUGUGGUGUCAAUGUUUUAAAAGACUGAAGCAUCAGAUGACCUACUGUUCGAUGAGCCCAUCAGUCAUCUCCUCAAACAGAGGUCCAAAAUAAUGAUUCAACAACUCGGUACAUGAGUGUGAAUUCUCCCGUUUGCUGCUCUUUAGCUGACAAGACCAAUACAACUCUGAAGGCCUGUCAAUACCAUCAGGUUUCCAGGAAGUCCCUCUGUGAUGUUACUGAUCAAAAAACAGUCCAGCACAUGAGACCUCUUUUUUUACGACCUGUACCUUGUUUAAUCUGCGGCUCACGUUAGUUGUUCAGUUGGUGUGUUAUCAGGUGUUCUUAUUAUAUGCUUCUCCAUAUCAGAGCCUGUUUAUUUUUCAAAAAGGGAUUAAUUAUCCAAACAGAACAUGACCAUGUGGCUCCUUUGUAAAGAAAGGAUGGUCAGUUACAGUUUGUUUGAAGAGCUCGUCUCGUCCUCCCUCAUGUCUUUGUUUUGCUGGUGAGGGAGAAGAUUGAAGUCCUCGACUCAGCUCUUGCUCUCGUGUCUAUUUAUAGAGCCGGGGGUGAAGCAGCUGCUUUAGCCAUUUCAGUGUCCACAGGAGAGCUCUCAGCUUUUAGACGGGGGGAGACAACAAUAGAAGGGGGACAGAGCAGGACAGUGUAUGAGAGACACAGAAAGGAAUGUUAUCAGCUCUGUUUUCAUUUGAAACACUGCGUGUCGAGGUUGUGACAAACUGAAUUUGUUUGAACUUGAAAUGGAUCAGUGCUUUUGAUGGGUGUGUCUCACGUGUGAAGGUUUUAUCAUCUAAAAUGUUCUUAAAAAGACAACACAAGUCAAUUUUAGCAACAGAGGGAGAUUGAUAAGCCUGAAAAUUAGUCUAUUGUUGUUACUUCCUAUUACUACUACCAUGCCUCUACCAUCAUUGUGGAGCAGACAUUUUUAUGCCACGUCCCUGAGACAGCAGGUUAUUUCCCACUCCAUGUUAGUAUUUGUCUAAAUGGCGACUAAAGUGGUUUCUGAAUGUGAGAACAGGGAAGUUUGCUGUUCUCGGAAAACAAAGGCCACAUGAAUCUGUCUCCCCCUUUAAAAUCAAACACAGACAUGCUGGACAGUUUUGGAAUUACUGCUUCAUCCGUUAUAUUUGGGAAAAUAAAGCAGAAGUGUAUUUUUUUUCUCUCUCUCUCUAAUUGCAGCAUAUGUAGGGAGUUAAAAAUAAUCAAGGCAUUUGAUAACAGCUGUUCUACUGGCAGGAGGUGAAGCCUUUGACACACAGUUGGAGAAACCAUAAAAUGCCUGUUUAUUGCACUGUGGAGUUCAGGCUGCCGUUAACAUACUGUUUUCUGUGAGACUGGAGGGUAGGCAGUCGAUUUUCAAGGAGAUGAGCUUUUUCAAGUUAAUAGCAUGUCACUGGUGGUGGUGGCACUGAUGGUUGAACAUCAUUAUUUAUUCAAAGAAACUCUGAAAAUGUAAUAAUAUAUAAAAAAGAGACAAUAAGGUAAAGUGCACAUCAGGAUGGCUUGUUUUUUUUUCUCAUUUUUCCCUCCUCAGACGCAAACGAACGCAGCUCUCAGCGGAAAGCCGGUGGUAUCGCUCGGAAAUGGGCUCCACGCAGAGUCAUGGAAAUCCUCCAAGCAACCGAGUCUGCAGGAGAGAUCAGACAAAAUCAAGGUAAUGCUAAGAACCAAAACAUCUCCCAGUUCACAUAAAAGACAGAGAGUGAUGAAAAGAAACAUGCACUACUUGGGGUAAACUGUGAAAGUGGGUUGCUUGUGAAAGAAGUGCAUUCUGUGCUUCGUCUGUCUUGAUUUAUGUGGUUCGAUCGAACAGUCAGCCGAGUCAAAACAAAGAAAACAAAGAAACUUCACAAAGCCUAAUGGCAAUCUUACAAUUUUUUGAUCUGCCACAAACAGGCUAGUAAUGAUAUUUACAUAUGUCUGUGGAAGUGCUGCCAAGCACAUCUCGGGGGAAUAUUUCACUAUUUUCUCAGAUCAUAUUUUGUACUAAAUCUGUUUAUUUUUAUCUAUCUAACAUUUUACCUUUGCUUUUAAACAGAUUCUUCCAUUUUCACAUCAGACUUUUAGUGCAGCCCCAUCUGCAUCAUUACAUAACUAUUAUAACUUUCCACACUAUAAUGGUGUGAGUAAACAUACAUACUACAAAAUGCCAGCGUAAAUAAGAUAGAUCUGUCCACAUCAAGAAGGUGGGAGGGUUUUAAGUGCUUUUACAGACUACUAGAAUACUUCGCUCAGUAGCUCAGGAGGUAGCGCAGUCAUCCUAUUGGCUGUUCGAUUCCCCUCUAUCGCUAGUCUGUCCGUUGUGUCCUUGGGCAAGACACUUAACCCACCUUGCUCCCAGUGUGUGUCCUCCACUGGUGUGUGAUUGUGAGUGUUGUGUGGUGGUGGUCGGAGAGGCCGUAGGCGCAAACCGGCAGCCAGGUUUCCGUCAGUCUGCCCCAGGGCAGCUGUGACUACUAAGGUAGUUUACCACCACCAGGGUGUGACUGCGUGAGCGAACGAAUGAUGUAUCCAAUGUAAAGCGCUUUAAGGGUCUCUGAUAAAGCGCUAUAUGAAAUCUGAUGCAUUAUUAUUAUUUAAUUAAGAUGGAGCCUUUAUUUUUUUUGUAAUUUGUAUUCGAGAUAUUAAAUAAUGAAAGAGUGACUGAUUAAACUGCAGUGCUCUGCAAUGAGCAGCCCAAACGUCUUUUAUAUAUUCUGUUAAAAUUUUGUUCAAGCUCUGCUGACUGAAACUCACAGCCUGAAGAGAGAAAAAACACAAAUUAAAAGAGGACAAGUGACACCUAAUUUGUGUUAACUUUUAAGUGCUAAGCCCACUAUCCACUGGGCUAGCACAAAUUAAGGAUCAUUAGACUGAAGACACUGUUUUUUCAGCUGAGAUUAAUGGUACCAACCCCAAAGUGGAUUACCAAACAGUUAAGAGCAAUGUGAGUGUUUUCUCUUGAAAUCAGUGGUGCCACAGAAAAGUGCAUUUCCACCCAUUUUCUUCAUCCUCCUCAGGGUUGCAGAGGUUUGCAGACUCUCCCCGCACACAAUGAGAAGGAGACUAUCUACAGUCCUGCACUCCCCUAUUUAAACGUAACCUUUAUUUGACGCUAACUAAUUUGCAUUUUGUUUCACAGAUGAGUGGAUACCUAAACCUGCUGGCCAACUGUAUCGACAACUUCACCCAUGGGCUGGCUGUGGCCGGGAGUUUCCUGGUUAGCAAAAAGGUAAAAGGCUGUGUUGACCUGAUUGCUUGAAAUUCUUGAUUUUUUUUUUUUUUUUUAGGUGCAGUUUACAAACAAUGACCCCCUCACCCCUAAUACUAUCCAAAGUAAUAUGUACACAGUGGAUCGGUCCUAAAUUGGAGUUUUGGUCAGUAAUAUGUAUUUUGAAUAAAACCUACAUGAAAUGAAAGCAGAGGUGAGCAAAUUCUAUUAAAAACAGAGUCAUUUUCAGAAAAAGAGUACGUGUCCAACUCCGCAGGUUUAUCAUAUUGCUUGUGUGGGAAAAUAAUUAUACUCUCUGUAAUCCCGCUAAUGCAUAUUUAUACACAAACCCCUGGAUUUCAUCAAGCAUAAUUGUGGUAAAAUUACUCCUCUGGGGUUGCAGAGCAAAUUAAGACCUAAUCACAGACUGAAAAUCAUGGCUAAUCAAUGUGGCCACACGGGUCACUAGCAGUUCAACAUGAAGACCUAUUUAGAUACUUGAGACAUAUUAUUAAACUACAGGAGUUGACUGAUGGACGAUACGAUGGAGGAAUCCUAUUGAAGUGAUGUUCAUGCAGAGUUGUAGCUGAGGACAAGUGAAUGGUUUUAAAUACUUGGCCCCUAUUAAACUCUUAAAUGAGAAACUGAAUGGACUUGUUACUUAUGCUUUUGAAUCUGGAUGUUUAAAGUCUGAAGUCUAAAUAAUUAGGCAGCAGAGUCUUUGGUUAGCUGUAUAAUAGUUCCCUUUAGGGAUUGGCGAUAAAUUAUGGUUCAUGAUUUACUGUCAGAGAAUCCUUCAUGAUAGAUAUUUGCAAUCUCACGAUAAAUGUGAUAAAUGCAAGUUGAUGACGUAAGUUCAAGCGAUGGACUCGCAGCCAUAGCCCACACAGAGCAGAAUAACAAACAAACAUGUUUGAAGGUAAUGAAGACGACGUUUCUGAGCAGCUCGUUGGUAAACCAGACUCUACAUGAGGGAUUUCCUCCAAGACUGGGGUUUAGACAAGUCCAAUCAGGUAUGCCUGACUUGUCGGACAGUCGAUCUGCUGCUGCUGUUCACUCUGUGCCAUAAGAGGUUUUAUUAAAUGUUGAAAGUGUUUUCACAUUUCAGACUUGUUUGAUGUCAUUAGUUUUCUCCAUAACCUACCACUCAGACUUGUGGUUAAGUAUCUUAUAUUUGUCCAUGCCAACUGAUGUUCUCAAGACAGAAUGAGUCACAAAUAUAGAUUGGAAUUAUAAUAUUUUUAUUGUGACUUGUAUCAUUAUCACCAGAAUGAGAAAACUUAUCGCCAUAUUUUUUUUAGCCCAUACCGCCCAUCACUAGUUCCCUUUUUGUAAGGUGUUUGGCAGCAAACAGUGUGAACUUACAGAGGAAGCAGUGAACCCGUGUACUAGUAUUUUAAUAUAGACCACUAGGAGGACUGUCCUUACAUGACACAUAUACCUUUCUUCAUUUUAAAGCUAUAUCAUCAUCAUACUCUCAGUCAUCUUUGCUGACAAAGGUGCACAUUAAACUGUGGCAAUGCAGAUUUGUGUUGCUUCAGUAGGUUACUGUAUAUUUGUGGCUUUGGGACGGAGAGAGUCCAGCUGGUGAGACAUAAGGCUAGCAGCGUGAACUAUGGCUCAGUGUGCCAGAGAGGAAGUUUACUAGAUGUCUCAAACAUACACAUACAAAACAUCUCACUGGUGCUUUCUGUUUACUCGAUCACACGUGUAUCUCCAUGUGAUCACGGUGAAAUGCGGUAUGAAAAUGAGCUGCUUUAAUGCAGCGUUAAUUAGACAUGUACAAAUCUUACAUAAACACCUUUUUACUCGUUAUGUCCAAUGAAACUUCAGACUAAGUUCUUUCAUUACUGAAUAUUUCUGGCUGUCUCCCCUAGGAGUAUGCUUUGGGGGUUUCAUCCCCAAAUUAAUUUCUCUGAGUAGAAAUUUUCUGUGUUCCCUUAAAUGACACAAAUUAUAUCUCUGACAUUUUGAAGUGUUUACAGUCAAGACAAGCAUUUGAUUUGAGGAAAAGUGUGAGUAAUCCCCACAUCGUUAGGCCGUUUCAAGCCGUUAACUUUAUAACCUCAGUUGUAUUUGGGUAAUUAAUUUAGACGAAGCAUCCUGAUACCAAACACUCUUGUUAUACCAGGAUCACAGAUAAGUGCAAAAGAUACGAAUUUCUACACCAUACUUUUCCUGAAGGACUUCAUGAGCACAUUUACCCCCAAGAUUACGUAGUUGAGACUAGGACUGGGCGAUAAAACGAUAAUGAUAUAUAUCAGAAAUUGAUUUCCUUCAAUAUUGAUAUGAAACAUGGUCAAUAUACUUUUCAAUAGUCGACAUUCUGCCAUGUUUUGAUAGACUAUACAAGUAGCCAACGAAAAGGAGAGUUGCCCCGGGUCUGCUUUGUGCUGAACCAAUCAUGUGCUGAAUUGGAACCAAGUAGCAAACAACUGCUGCAGCUACAUGCAACCAUAGCACUUUAACACGUGAAGCCGACAGCUGUUGGUGAGAAAAAAAGAAAAUGAGUGCUACCCCCGGCAGAAAUGCAGAUGAAGGCUCAACAGAUGAUGACAUCGUCGACAACAAUGGCACGAAAAUGUUGGUGGUGUGGAGGUAUUUAGUUUUUUGAGGUCGGACAUGAAGCAGAGUAAUGUGCACUUCAACUUAUGUCAAAUACUUGUUCCCACAAAGUCGGGGAAUACCUCAAAUCUUUUCCACCACCUGAAGCAGAGCCACACGACAGGGCACCCGCAAUGCAAAAGGUUAAAAACCCUGAGCGGAGCAAGCGGAAACAGCCAACCAUUCAGUCUGCUUUCUCUACCGCAACGCCUUACUGCAAAACGUAAAGGAGACACAAAGACCUCACAGAUGCAGUAGCUUAUUGUAUUGCAAAAUACAUGCUACCAAUAUGCACUGUUAAAUUUCAUUUUUAAUAUCAUGAUAUAUCUCAAUAUUGACUGAAAUGAAAAAAAUAAACCGUGAUAAACUUUUUCCCAUAUCGCCCAGUCCUAGUUAAGACUAAUAUGUUGCUUCUAACUGAGCUAAUUUGCUGAAUGAAAUCCAAAAUUUCUCCAUUUGUUUUUGACAUAAUGGAAUCUUUUGACGACCACACUGUUGUUUUAAAAUGCCCCUUAUGCUCCCCUGAAUAACAGUACUGCACAUCCAUUGUUUGAGAUUUUAUCACCUAGUUACGAAAAGCUGUGUUAAUGAGUUUCUUCCUGCAGGUUGGGUUCCUCACCACGUUUGCCAUCCUGCUCCAUGAAAUCCCCCACGAGGUGAGAUAACAGAAUUCUCAGUUAAACUGCUCAAAAUAAUUUCUAAAUAGUUGUGUAAAUGAAAUACAAAGCCCCAUGAAAACCUAACUGUUACAGCAGCUGUGAGAAAUAUUCCAUGUUUUGUCUGCAGGUGGGAGACUUUGCCAUCCUGCUGAGGGCGGGGUUUGACCGGUGGAGUGCAGCUCGAAUGCAGCUAUCCACAGCCCUGGUCGGGGUCGUUGGAGCUUGUGUUGCUUUAUAUGCUCAGUCGCCUCAAGGCACAGGUAGGAUCGAACCAAUUCUCACUUCACAAUCAAUCAAACUUGAUCUUCGCCAGUUUGAGACAGUUUAUGAUCGCAGCGAUCAGACACAAGGGUUUCUCUCUGGUUCUAGAAAAUACCACUGCCUGGAUACUACCUUUCACCUCAGGAGGUUUCCUCUACAUCGCCUUGGUGAACGUAGUGCCAGACCUGCUGGAAGAGUCCAGUCUAAGGUAUGUUAAAGACCCACUCUGAUGAAAAUCAUGCCCUUCUUGUUCUCUACAUGUUCAUAUUGCGUUUUUCUAAUACUACAGGACUAGCAUGAGAAAAACAAGCGUGAAAUCGCAUUUCUGAGUAUUUCUGCAUUCAAAUCGCCGGAAAUCUCUGACAGACCCAAACAGCUGGUUCAGAUACAGUGAGAUUUCCUAUGUCACAAAUCCAAGCUCCGCCCCCGGAGCCCCGCUAUGAAGGCCAGACUCUGAAAAAUAGAGAGGACGAUCGCAGAACAAGCAUGUGCGUUAGCGGUUAUCAAUGCUCAGAAGAAAGCUGAUAAUGGUAUUAACUUUCAUCAUGCCACCAAAGACGUUAGUGUCUGAGAGCUGAAUAGCUUCUAUCUUACCUGCCACUUCUACUACACUGGCAACGUGAAGCCGAGUGCAGAUCAGCACCGUCUGCCCACGACUCUGAGGCAUAUCGUAAUGAGCUACUGGAGCUCUGCAGAAGAACAGCUCUUGAAAAUGACACAGGUAACAUGAUAAAAACUUCAUAAUUCCAACUUAAAGACCACUGAGAACACUUGAACUAGAAAAAAAACAAUCGGAGUCGGACUUUAAAGAGUUGGUGAAGGAUGGAAAAACAGGAAACAGACUUAAAGAUCCAAACUCUGGAAAAGUAUCAUUGGGAAGGAUGCAAAGACAUUGCGUUGCCAUUUUUUUUCCAUUCUUUUGAAGCUGUAGUCCAACAUCUAGAUUUCCACUUUACCUCUAGGACUCACUGUGGAAUAAUAACUUAAGGAAGUAAAAUAAAGUUAAUUGUUUUGAAUGACUGAAAACUCUGUUACCUGUCUUUUACAAGUUGUACUACGGUGACAGUGUAGAAAGAUGAUGCUCAAAAAUCUAUUUUCCUGCGUUCAUGUGCCUUUUUGGGGGAGAAAACUAGUGAAUAUUUUUUUUAAAAUCUUUAAAAUCCAAACAUAUGUGUAAUUCUGUAACUUCUUUUUUUUUUUGUCCAGACACUCUCUUCUGCAGAUCCUGCUCAUCAUCUGUGGAGUGGCUGUCAUGGCUCUGCUCUCUGCCAUUGUUGAUUGAACACAGAAGAACCUCACAUACAGCUUACUCACCUUACCAAACAAUCUCACCAACCAAUGGAAGCAAACCCCAUACUUCCACUACCAGCUCUGCAUACCCGGUACCCCUCAUUCAAGAAUCUCUUGCUUUAGAAAUUCGAUUCCUCUUUGAUACAGUCAUCAGCAAGUUUCAUGAAACUGACAAAAGAACAGCACUUUACGGAUGGAUGAAUGAUCGGAGGAUGGAACAAUUGUACGGACACUUAAACACGUGCCAGACAUCAUAAAGAGCGAGGGAAUUUCGAUGCUUUUUGAGGAUUUCUUUAACCAAAAUGUCUUAAAUUGUUGAUCCGACAAUCUUGUUGUUUUGCACAUACAUUUACAUAGGUACACCUGAUGUACCUGCUCAACACAAAGGUAUUAUUGGACCUCUGCAAAAAUCCCCUCUUAAGUGUUCAACCUUUAAAUGUUAAAAUGCCUGUAUUAUGUUUUAUUACUGUUGUGUGUUUUCUGUUUCCUAUGUAGCUCAUUCGUAUUUAUUUUAAGUUAAACAAGCAGCAUACAGCUUUAUUAGGCAAGCGUCAACAACAUUUCAUCAUUUGGUUUUCGUGAGGGGAAAAAAAGUGCCAAGAAAUCAGGAUGGUUGGAUACACGAGCGGCAUGUCUUAACCGAGGCACUUUUGGUCUUUUUCAUGUGUCUUAAUCACACAGUACAGGCUGCAUCAUUUCAGCACAAGUUGGUGCUCAGAGACAAGUCAGCCUGAAUAAUUAUUGUGUUAAAACUGUAAUAAACAAAAAGAGAUUGUUACUGUUAAUAUUCAGCGACGCUCGUUGCCAGGACUUGUGAGAUAAUAGACUGAAAUCAAAUCUGAGAAGGUUAAAAAUGUAAGAUUUUUCACAUCGCUGUUUUGUUGAUACACUUUUAGAAGAAAGUUUUGAAUCUAUUAAAAGGUCAAAUAAAAUAUACAUUUUAGACAUCUUUAUAA
This is a messenger RNA of Xyrichtys novacula (pearly razorfish), 14747 nucleotides long. NCBI's taxonomy places the organism in Eukaryota, Metazoa, Chordata, Actinopteri, Labriformes, Labridae. The record is from the annotation of a GenBank genome assembly.